AUGGCAGUAGCUGCUUAUGCAUCAUUGGUUUCUCUUACACAUGUCCUCGAAAACGUUCACUAUCGUGCUCAGCUUCGCCGCUUCUGUGCAGACAUAAAACAAAUCGAAACUAUCAAGGAAAUCAUCAUUUCUUUGCUGCAAUUUGUUGAGGUUCACUCUGAGAGGAAAGAUCAACGAAUAGAAGCGUUGUUGAGGCAAAUAUCUAAAGUUGGCUUCGAAGCCGAAGAAAUUUUUGACUUUCAUGUCAUCAAUCAACUUCAUCGGAGAACUGUGGAAGAUCAAGACGAUUCUGGUUUUGUAGCUUUCUGUGAAGAUCUGGAGGGACUCAUUCACAAGAUUAACUUCAUCAAGAAAGAGCUGUCGAUGGUUGAAGAGUCGCCAAAGGAUCAAUACAAGAAGAAACAGCCAAAACAUUAUGUUCCCUUUAGAAGUUCAACAAUUCUUCCCCACGGCAGGAAUACUAAAGUGGGACUUGAUGAACAUGUGGUUGCAAUCAAGAACAAGUUGAUCAGCAUAAAAUCUAAUCUCCAGAUUAUUCCAAUCGUCGGGAUGGGAGGGAUUGGUAAGACUACUUUGGCUAGACAUUUAUUUGAAAUUUCAUAUAUUAAGGAGCACUUUGACAUAUGCAUUUGGCUCACUAUAUCUCAAAAUUAUAGUGUCGAUGAUAUCCUUCAAGGCCUCUUGAACAAUGGAGAAAUUAAAAAGGAAGGUAAAAAUUGGGAUGAUUUGGGGGUGAUACUGCAUAAAAAAUUAUUCGGUAGAAGGUAUUUGAUUGUAAUGGAUGACGUGUGGAGUACACAAGCUUGGGAUGAUUUAUGUAACUUCUUUCCCAAUAAUGAAAAUGGAAGUCGGAUCAUAAUGACUACUAGGCUGUCAAAGGUGGCGAGUUGUGUGGGCUCUGACGACCCAUAUUAUAUGGCUUUCCUAGAUGAGAAGAAAAGUUCGAUGUUAUUUUGUGAGACAGUCUUUGCACAAGAAAGUUGUCCGUAUCCAGAGUUAGAGAAAAUUGGUAAGAAUAUUGCCAAAAGUUGUAGAGGGCUUCCUCUAGAAAUUGUUGUGAUUGGUAGCUUACUUGCAAGCGUAAACAUGAGGAGAGAGUAUUGGGAAUUCGUUGCGGAUAAUUUAAGUGCAUUAAGUAACUCAGAAGACGAAGAGCAUUGCCUAAAUAUUUUGCAUUUAAGUUACACUCACUUGCCUAUUCAUCUCAAAGUAUGUUUCCUCUAUAUGAGAGUUUUUGACGAAGAUGCUGAAAUUAACAUCUCUCAACUUAUUAAGUCGUGGGUUGCUCAAGGACUGAUUAAGGCUUCGGUUGAUAAAAGUUUGGAAGAGAUUGGCGAGGAAUACAUCAAAGAUCUUAUCGGGCGAAAUUUGAUUUUCAUUCGUGAAAGGUUGAAUACUAGUGGGAAAAUAAUAAGUUGUGGGAUUCAUGAUCUUUUGCGCGACUUAUGCUUAAGAGAAUCUAAAAAAGAGUCGUUUAUUCAUUCCCCAAAAGAACAACGUGCUCGGGCAUAUUAUCCAAAUAGCAAAUGUUUCCUUUGUAGUGAAUGGAUCAAAACCAAUGGCGUAUCGAAUCUCCUCAAACUUGCUCUUAUCUCUCCAACGACAUCACAAGUCAAUCAUUUGGCUUGUAGCUUUUGUCAAGAGAUGUACUCACAUACUACGGAAAUAAGAUCGGUGAGUGUAAUGGAAGCUAUUUCUUAUGGUUCGUACUACGAACUUGUGCAAUCUACACAAGCGAGGUAUAUUUCGGUGAACCUCUUUCUUGAUGAUGUCAAGUUUGUUUUUCCAUCCAUGAUAUAUUUUCUCUGGAACCUUCAAACUUUGGUUAUUGAAGUUGAGGAGGCACAUCAGGUGGUCCUACCACGUGAAAUAUGGGAGUUGCCACAGCUCAGGCAUCUCGACAUCUUAUAUGCUCUUUUUCCCGAUCCCGGAAUUGAGGAAGAUUUCUUUGUCCUAAAAAAUCUCCAAACAAUCUCCUACAUGCAAAAUUUCAAGUGUACGAAGGAAGUCCUUGAUAGAAUCCCAAACAUUAAGAAACUGGGAAUUCAUCGUGAAUUUGAACCUGAGGGAAUGGAAUUAGAGAACUAUUCUCUUUGCAACCUUGUCCAACUACAGAAACUUGAAUCAUUGCUAGUCGAGGAUUAUUUGGAGAACAUGAUCUUCCCGAGUUCGCUCAAAAUGCUGGUUUUAUGGAAUUGUAGAAUUCCUUGGGAGAAUAUGACAAUCGUUGGUUCGCUGCCAAAUCUUGAAGUACUUCAACUGGAGAAUGCUACUGAGGGGCUCGAGUGGGAUCCAAUAGAAGGAGAAUUUCUUCGACUAAAAGGACUUCAUAUUGAAUGCAGUGAUCUGGUGUGGUGGAGAGCUGACAGAAUUCACUUUCCGAAACUGGAAUGGCUUAAAUUAAGUUCCAUUAGUUCCUUGGAGGAGAUCCCUUUAGGUAUUGGCGAUAUACCAACAUUGCGUUCUAUCGACGUGUACUAUUGCAGUGAUUCAGCUAUCAGAUCACUAAAGGAAUUGUGGGAAGAACAAGAGAGUUUGGGAAAUGACAGCCUCCAGAUUUUUGCUUAUGAUAAACAUUUGAGAAGACAUCAAAUUGGUGCUUCUGGUGAGGCUUGGAGGGAACUCAAGUACGAAGACUUUGAUUCAUGAGGUAUGUUGAUAUCCACAAUAUGACAUACUUGUAUUUAUUGUCACAAUUUUGCUAAAAAUUUCUUUCAGUUUUCUUAUUUUUUUGGAUUCUCUUGAAAAUAGGUUUCGUUGCAGUAUUGAUUAUAGUGAAAAUAUCAUGAUUUUAUCCUUUUAAAUUUGUACAUUUCUUAGUUAUAAAUACUACAACUAAAUGCAAUGAAGAUUUGAUUAUAAAGAUGAUAGCAUAAAUGUUGCUCUAGUGAAGCAUUGUUUUAAGUUUUGUAUGCAAAGAGAAAACAACAGAAGAAGAUUGAAGAUGUGAAAAGAAGAAUUUCAUUCUUGAGAAAGCUUGAAGAUGUUGACAUGAAAAAACAUUAGAUGAAAGUGUCGCUUUUUGUUGGAAUUUAGUUGAGUUUAUUCAGGACGAGAAGGCCAGAGUAUUGAUGGUUUGUGCAGGUAAAUUUCUAAGG
Molecule: messenger RNA, 3098 nt
Organism: Andrographis paniculata
Lineage: Eukaryota; Viridiplantae; Streptophyta; Magnoliopsida; Lamiales; Acanthaceae
Product: putative late blight resistance protein homolog R1A-10
Exons: 1
Coding region: 1-2649 (882 amino acids)
Biological process (GO): defense response to other organism
Molecular function (GO): ADP binding
Source: RefSeq, a predicted model, not a curated record